Nerophis lumbriciformis (worm pipefish) is the source of this 1257-nucleotide messenger RNA. The record is from RefSeq and is a predicted model, not a curated record. Lineage: Eukaryota; Metazoa; Chordata; Actinopteri; Syngnathiformes; Syngnathidae.
AUGGAGAAGAGGUAUGAAGAGCUGGUGCACUAUUCAGGGACGGAGGGCAUGCCGAUGGGGGUCUACGGGGAAAAUGUCAGACCACUUCCAGCCCCUCAAUACGGAACCGCUAUCCCCGACUCCCUCAAACACCACAAGGACCAGAUCUAUGGUCACCCACUGUUCCCACUGCUGGCCUUAGUUUUUGAAAAGUGUGAGCUUGCCACCUGCUCCCCCCGAGAUUCCUCCUCCCUGUCCGCCACCUCCCACCUCCCGGGCAUGACGAGUCACAGCGACGUGUGCUCUUCAGAAUCCUUCAACGAUGACAUUGCUGCAUUUGCUAAACAGAUUCGGUCAGAAAAACCAAUAUUUUCUUCCAAUCCUGAGCUGGACAACUUGAUGAUUCAGGCUAUACAAGUUCUUCGCUUUCAUUUACUGGAGUUAGAGAAGGUUCAUGACCUAUGUGAUAACUUUUGCCACCGAUACAUCACCUGUCUGAAGGGCAAAAUGCCCACGGACUUGGUUUUGGAUGAACGGGAGGGAGGAUCCAAGUCUGACAUGGAGGACUUUAAUGGUUCCUGCACCAGUCUGUCCGAGCAGAAUGCAUCAUGGUUACGAGAGCCAGAUGAAUGUGCUACCACUCCUUUGGGAACACCGGGCACCUGCGGUCUGCCUUCACAUAGCACAGCAGACAACUGUAGUGAUACAGGUGAUGGCUUGGACACAGGAGUGGCCUCCCCCAGCACAGGAGAGGAGGAUGAGUCUGACAGAGAAAGGAGAAACAACAAAAAAAGAGGCAUUUUCCCCAAAGUGGCCACCAACAUAAUGAGAGCCUGGCUCUUCCAGCAUCUGACACACCCGUACCCGUCAGAGGAGCAAAAGAAGCAGCUGUCACAGGACACGGGUCUGACCAUCCUACAGGUCAACAACUGGUUUAUCAACGCCAGAAGGAGAAUAGUUCAGCCUAUGAUUGACCAGUCAAAUCGCUCAGGUCAGGGUGGUCCCUACAGCCCAGAGGGUGCAGCUCUUGGAGGUUAUGGGCUUGAUGGACAAGCACACCUCGGCCUCCGUGCAGCAGGUCUUCAAGGGAUGCCAUCUUUGCAAGGAGACUACCCCGGUGCUCUACUCUCCCAAGCAGCCUACCCACCCCACCCAGGACCUUCUCUCCACCCAUACCCAGGCCCACACCCGCACGCCGCCAUGCUGCUUCACCCGCCGCCACAUGCGCACCCUUCAGAGCCCCUCCUUACACAAGGACUGGACAUACAUGCACACUAG